AACCCACCAAUAUUUAACCUAAGAAAUCAACCAAACCACACAAAAAAAGCAGAAACAAACCUCACACAAAGCAAAGCAGAAAAGAGCAUCAUCAAUCAACCAAAGCACACUAUUUUUUUCAAUUUCCACUACCCCAAAAGACACAAACGGUAAAGCACAUCGUAUUAAGUCAUUACACAACACACAAUGGAACAAGAUGGAGACACGUGUACAAUGCCGCCGUUCUGGGCGGCGGAGUACCGGGACCGGCGCCGCCUACGCCGCUCUUACUCUCUUUUACGCACCUCCACGUCCCUCCUCGUACUCUUCAUCGUACUCGCGCUCGUGUUCUCGCUCAUCGUGGUUCCGACAGUGCAAUCGUUCGCCUCCAACAUCUUUAAACCUCGUACGGUGAAAAACAGCUGGGAUUUUCUCAACCUCGUGCUCGUGCUCUUCGCCAUUAUUUGCGGCUUCCUCGGCAGAAACACCACCCCCGAAACCCUGACCCCCCGUUCUGGUAGAACUUUUUCCAACCCUUCCACGCAGCCGCCAACCUGGUACCAGUACGACUACUCUUAUGGUCACACUCCUCGUCGAUCGUUUAAUAGGUUGAGGAGCUUCAGCUCCUACCCUGAUCUCCGCCAACCGAUCGCCGCCGAUGAACGUUUUCGGUUCUAUGAUGACACUUACUUCCUGCAGCAUCGGCACCCCAGGAACGAUGCCGAAGAAGAAGUAAAAGAAAUAGGAAUUGACAAUGUUGUCACGGCGUCGCCGCAACAAGGGACACAGACUGUUCGGAGAAAUGUCCACCGAGUGCAUCGGGUGGAAACUUGGGACAAACAUGAAACGGAUGAUUUAGAUGCGACGGUUUCACAACCACCGCCGGCGAUUCGAACGCAAGUUGUACGGCGAAAUGUCAACCGAUUACAUCGAUCGGAAGUUGUGGAGAAACACGAAACAAAUGAUUCAGCUGUGGAGGAGAUUUCACUAUCGCCGCCAUCUACUCCGCCUCCGGCGACGAGAACGCACGGUGUCCGGAGAAACGCCAAGCGAACGUUUCAAGAGGAUACCAUCGAGAAAUUUGAAAUAAAGAAUUUAGAUUCGCAGAGUUCAGAACCAUCGCCGGCGUCUCAUCCUCUGCCGAGGAUCCGAACGAAGGGUGUUCAACGGAAUGCCAAACCGGAAAGAAAUUAUUCGGCUGUAAAGAGUACACCGCCGCCACCACCGCCUCCGCCUUCGCAGCCGGCGGAGGCAAAGACGGGGCAGGUUAAGAAGAAAAGAGGGACUGCUACUAUAGAGUUCUUGACAUCUUUAAGAGGGAAGAAGAAAAAACUGAGGCAAAGAAGCAUUGAAAAUUUUGAAAGCAUUCUGAAUUCUGAAACGUUAUUGCCACAACCGCCGGCACCGCCGCCCCCGCCACCUAAAGUUUUUCAGAACUUAUUUUCUUUGAAGAAAGGGAAACACAAAACCACCCACAAUGUUCGUGUGGCAAUAACAGGGGAAUCAAACAAGAGGGAGUCUGGUUCUUCCUCUGGGUUGAAAAAUAAUGUGAUGAUGGCCGGUAAUGAGUCACCAUUAAACCCUAUUCCUCCGCCGCCGCCGCUUCCGCCGUUCAAGUUGCCAGGGUGGAAGUUCCGGGUGCAGGGUGACUAUGUUAGGGUUGACAGCAUUGGUAGUUCACGUAGUGGAUCACCUGAUCUGGAUGAAGUUAGUGUGGACACACCAACAACUAGAACCCAUGAUGAAACAAGCCAAGUCAAUAGUCCUUUGGCCAAACAUGGUGAAGAUUCUGCGAGUGUGAGUGCACCCUCAUUGUUCUGUCCUAGCCCCGAUGUUGAUACCAAAGCUCACAACUUCAUCGAGAGCUUCAGGGCUGGUCUGAGGAUGGCCAAGAUGAACUCCAUGAAUGAGAGGCAGGGGAUUGGAAGGUCCAAUCUUGGGACCUUCACCACCCCAUAAAUGAUAUGAGAAGGAGGUAGAAAGAAAUGUGAAGGAAAGGAAGGAAGAGAGGCAGGUAGAGAUUUUAUGCUGUUCUUAGUCCACAAUUUUAUUUUACUUCAUUCAGAAACAAGUUUUUAAGGUAAAAUUGGGGUCUAUCCUUCUUAUUCCACAUUAUAUCGAAUAAUUAUGAACUCAAUUAUGCAUUACUUCAAAUAGAUAGAAACAUCUUUUCAAGCGU
This is a messenger RNA of Vigna radiata var. radiata (mung bean), 2158 nucleotides long. RefSeq lists its product as uncharacterized. NCBI's taxonomy places the organism in Eukaryota, Viridiplantae, Streptophyta, Magnoliopsida, Fabales, Fabaceae. The coding region runs from base 187 to 1938 and encodes 583 amino acids. The transcript is spliced from 2 exons. The record is from RefSeq and is a predicted model, not a curated record.